Messenger RNA from Colletotrichum godetiae, 2777 nucleotides. Its product is annotated as dynamin family protein. The record is from RefSeq and is a predicted model, not a curated record. The coding region runs from base 301 to 2631 and encodes 776 amino acids. Gene Ontology annotation, cellular component: microtubule; cytoplasm; membrane. Gene Ontology annotation, molecular function: GTP binding; microtubule binding; GTPase activity. Lineage: Eukaryota; Fungi; Ascomycota; Sordariomycetes; Glomerellales; Glomerellaceae. The transcript has 4 exons.
GCUUUGCGACGACUUGGAGCCCAGAUCCAGGCACCCUUUCAUGGCUAUUGGGCACACUCGCACCCUGGGGGCAUGUGAUGUACGGUCGACACACGUCUCGCGCCGCAAUGCAGGCUUGCACUGCGUAACUGCGUAAUCCCACAUAAGCUUGUUCUUUGGUCUUUGGGCUGGGCGAACAGUAGUCUCCUCUUUAAAAGGUUCUCCCUUCUCAGAGCCGUGCCCACGCUCUGCUCUCUGACGUCCAAGACUUUUCCUCGCGCAAUUACCCACAUCACACACACAUAUCGAGACCAGACUGUGAUGGGAUCAUUUCCCGAACGCGACAUGGCUCCCAAUAUAGACUCGGCGCUGGGGACGGCGGACAUGGCGAAUGAGCAGCGCGGUCUUCUCGAGCUCAUCGACAAGCUGCAGUUUGCUCAGCUCGACAAUGUCAAGCUGCCCCAGAUCGUCGUUGUCGGAGAUCAGUCGGCGGGAAAGAGUUCCGUCCUCGAAGCCAUCACUGGCACGCCAUUUCCCCGCGAUGCCGGCGCCUGCACGCGUUUUGCAACCGAAAUCCGCCUGCGCAGAUCGGCCGAACCGAGUCUCAACGUCUCUAUCAUACCCGACAAGAACAAGCCCUUCAGGGAUCAGGAACGGCUGAAGCAGUUUGGCGGCGCCGUCGACACGGAUAUGUCAUUUGAGUCUCUUAUGAGAUCUGCGGUGGAAAUGAUCGCGCCCAAGAACAUUCCGGGCAGGUUCGCCGCCCGCGAUAUUUUGGUGGUUGAGAAGAGAGGUCCUGACAUGCCUUUGCUCACUCUCGUCGAUCUUCCCGGUCUCGUCAAGAACGCCAAUAAUGACCAGUCGAUGGACGAUAUCAAGACGAUCGAGACCCUUUGCGACCGAUACAUGAAGAGUUCCCGCACCAUCAUCCUCGCUGUCGUUGGUGGCAACACCGACUAUGUCCAGGCGCCCAUUCUCACAAAGGCUCGCCACUUCGACCCCUCUGGCAGCCGUACCAUCGGUGUCCUGACAAAACCCGACCUUUGCGAGUCGAUCGGUCUGGAAGAUAAAUUCAUCGAGCUCGUCCAGAACCGAGACAAGCAAAACUACUUCAAGCUCGGCUGGUACGUUCUGCUGAACCCGGGACCCCGCGAUCAAGGCCAGCCCUGGCCUUCAGCCCGCGAACGCCGUCAGCGCGAGGAGGAAUUCUUUGGUCGCGGCAAAUGGCGUGCGCUCCCCAGCUCCAUGUGCGGUGCCAAUGCGCUCAAGCAAAAGCUCAGCGUUCAGCUGCAGCGUCACAUUGGCCGUCACGUCAAGACACUUCGCAAGCAGAUCCAGAAGGCGCUCGACGACUGCGAUUCAGAGCUUAAUUCCAAGGAACUGGUUAUCCCUGCCGUCUACGGUUUCUACAAGAACCCUCCGCGCAAGAACUUCUUCCGUGCUACGGCCGACCCUCGCGGCACACCCGCUCAGAACUUGCGUGCCCGCGCCAUUGAGGAGAAUGAAAAGUUCUCGCACCGUAUUCGCCAGAACGGCCGCAAGUUCGGCUUCUCGUCGUCCACUGCCCCCGGCACGGCAGACGGGGUCACCAUCAGCGAGAGCAGCAAGAGGGAGUUCGUUGGCAGAGAGGUCGAGAUGCUUCUGCGACAGAUUCGCGGUUCCGAAUUUCCCAUGGACCCCAAGCCUCGCGCGGUUUACAUGCUCUUCCAGAGUUACUCUGAGAACUGGCCGAAGCUCGCCCAAGAGCACAAGGACAACCUCGGCGUCGUGUGCAAUGAAUUCCUCAGUGAGGUCAUCGACUUCGCGUGGCCCCAGCGCAUGCGCGAGCCUCUGCGCUACCAGUUCCUUGAUGUUCAGAUGAAGAAGUUGUUGGCCGAUGCACAGGUGGAGCUUGAGCACCUGACGCAAGACAUGAACCUCGAAAUCCAGCCGUAUGAUCCCGAGUACGAGGAGCGUCUUCGCAAGUGGCAAAUUGAGACCACCAAGGACGGUGCCACGUACACCGAGGCGCAGGAGGUUUGCGAGAAGAUGUUGAUCUUCUACGAGCUUGCAGCCAAGACUUUCAUCCGCAACACAAUUACGCAAGUCGUCGAGAGACACUUGCUGCAGGGCAUGUACAGCAUUUUCAACUCGGUUGAGAUUCUGGGCAUGCCCAGUGAGACGGUCGAGGCUAUUGCUGCUGAGAACAAGGAGACGCGCGAUCGCAGAAUGACGCUCAAGACGCAAAAGACUGCGAUUGAGGAGGCCCGCGACAUUUGCGCCAGCUUGGCUAUGCGCAAGGAGCUGAGAAUGAUAAGCCGAAGCAGACAACGACGCGCAAGCCCGUCAAUAACACCGCCCCUGCAAGCACCAGCCCAAGUCGCGAAACUACUCACCGCUCAACCCGCUCCCGCGACGAGCGCGAGGAGCGUCCUUCAGCGAGAACACAACCUACCGAGUCGGCGACCAACGGCUAUUCCUAUGGAGGCCAUCAGGCACCCGCACAGGCCCCCCCCGUCCCGACCUCACGACCGGAGCGCGCUGAGCCCGCCAGGACAAACACCAGCACGUCCCAGUGGGAGGAGGAAGAGUACUACAGAGCUCCUCCCUCCCAACAGGCUGCCGCACCGAACCAGGCACCUCCCCCGCCUCCUCCUCGUCCCCAGAAGUUGAGGCCCGAGGAUGCGGCAUCGGAUGCCUACAGCCACCGCUCGCAGUCUUCGAUUUCGGAGCAGCAGCAUGCUAAUGGCUAUGGGGGGUACUAUGAUGCCAAUGAGCAUACGCCCUCGUCUACGAGACGUGUGACUGCCAAGAAGCUU